UGGAGCAACGCACGUGGAAGACAUUUGUCCCUGCUCGGCUUCCGUAGUCGAACGGCAAAGAUGGCUGCGCACGAUAGUGAUGGGGAGGAGGAUUUUGUCACCUACGGGAAGCCUCUAGAGUUAUAUGAGGAGGGGGAGCAGCCCAAGAAGCCGGUACCUCUCCAGGAUCAAACAGUGAAAGAUGAGAAAGGACGCUUUAAGCGUUUUCAUGGCGCCUUCACUGGAGGGUUUUCUGCUGGAUAUUUUAACACAGUUGGCUCAAAAGAAGGUUGGACACCAUCAACUUUUGUUUCUUCUAAUCAUGGGAGGUUGGAAAAACAUGUCAGUAGACCGGAGGAUUUUAUGGAUGAUGAGGAUCUCGGUGAGUUUGGGAUAGCCCCAAAGGAGAUAAUGACUACAGACAAUUUUGCAUCAAAAACUAAAGACCAAAUACGUCAAAAAGCCAGAGAGCUUGCUUCAGUCUCGGCACCAAUCCCAGGAGCGACCAUACUGGAGGAUCUCAUAGCUCCAGCAAAAAUCACAAUGGGAGUGCAGCUUUUAAGGCAGAUGGGGUGGAAAGAAGGGCAAGGAGUGGGGCCCAGAAUAAAGAGGAGCGCUCAGAAGCAAAAAACUGGAGGUAAUGUGAAGCUGUAUGGUUGUGCCUUGCCACCUACGGGUUCAGAAGAAUCUGAGGAUGAAGAUGACUUCAUACCUGAAAAUAUUACAUUUGCACCCAAAGAUGUGGCUCCUGUCGAUUUCACAGUAAAAGACAAUGUCCAUGGUCUAGGCUAUCGUGGCCUCAAUCCUCAUGAAGCUUUGUUUGGCUCUCUGGGAACACAUAUAAAUCUGUUCAGCGAUGCCUCUGAAAGGAGCAGCAAUUUACUUGGAGAUGUACGAAACCGGAAAGGAAGAAAGGUCGGAAUCUCUGGCCAGGCUUUUGGUGUUGGGGCACUGGAAGAUGAGGAUGAUGAUAUUUACAGCAUUGACCCCUUAUCAAAAUAUGACACGGUCCUGCGGGAAGAGGAGACCGGAGAUGGACUUUUUGGGUGGACGGCACCAAAAGAGUAUAAAAGUAAAAAAGGCUCUUCAAAAGAACUUCAAUAUGUUGGCAAAAUGCUGGAAGGCUUUUGUCUGGCAACACAAUCACCUCCAUCUAAAAAGAUAUAUCCACUGCCUGACCUCCCGAGGGAUUAUAGACCCGUUCACUAUUUUAGACCUGUCCUAGCUGAGAACAGUCAGAAUUCUGCAGUUCUUCAGGCCAUGAUUGGAUCCUCCAUGACAUCCAGUGUGGCACCUGUCAAAGAGCAGCGAGCUAGUAGACAUCAACUUAAUUCUUCCCAGCGAAGGGAGAUGUUGGGAGAAGCUCCACUACAGGGACCCACCUCUGUGCUGGAGCUCCUCUCUGCGAAAGAUAGGGAGCGUAUCCGGGAUGUAAAGCUGGAUCUGGAAGAACAGAGAUCCAAGGCACAGAAACUUGCACAGGAAGCACUGAAAAAACGUUUUCAGUCAUCUUCUGCAGAGGAGAAGGAUUUUAAUUUACAGCAAAGUCUGCUUGAAAGACAGCUGGUGCCAGAACAUCCUGAAGAGUUUCGACCAUUUGAAAAAAAUUCAGAUAAACAAAAGAGAUAUGAAAACUACAUUAGGAACCUUCACCAGGGACAGAAAGAUGCUCUGGAGAGCUGCCUAGAUGCCAAAAUGACUGAAUGGGAACGUUCACGUGAGCGUGAGGAGUUCAUGCGAUCUGCAAUGCUAUAUAAACCUACCAACUCCCAACUUUCCUCACGGUUCACCCGGGGAAAAUAUGAGGACGAUUCAGACAAAGUUGAAGUACCUAGGGAUCAAGAGGGGGAUUUGAAUGACAAAGUUGCAGCAGUGAAAAUGAAAAUGUUUGGAACAUUGACGAGGGAUAAACACGAGUGGCACCCUGACAGACUGCUGUGUAAACGGUUUAAUAUUCCCGAUCCUUAUCCAGGGUCAACCAUCACUGGGCUUCCAAAAGUCAAAAGGGACAAGUACUCUGUCUUCAAUUUUUUAGUUGUUCCUGAAACAAAACCACCAACUAAUACUAGUACCUCAUCUGUACCUGAGAAAAUACAGCAGACUUCUGAAAUCAAAACAAAGAAGGCUUCUAGGUGGGAUAUGUCAGCUGCUGAAGAAAAGAAAAAAGAUCUAAUCAGUGACUUACCACACAGUAAGAGCGAGUUAAUAAAAGAGGAAAUAAACACAAAACCAAUAGAUUCUCAGUCUACAUCAGCUGCUGUUGUCUCAUCCCAGGGUCCAUCAGAACAUGCCGAGCAAGAUUUAGAAGAGGAAGAGAAGAGGCCACCUAUUGAUUUGUUUAAAGCAAUAUUUGCGGAGUCCUCAGAUGAGAAAUCCUCCUCAUCAGAUGAAGAAAGUGAUGAGGACUUGUCUCCUGCUCUCAAUACAGAAACUGAAACCAGAAAGUCUGAAAUUGCAGCAUCAUCCAGCGUAAAAGAAUCUGAAUCAACAAAAAAGCUUUUGGCUCAUCCUACUGUUCAUGCAGCAAAGGAAGAAUUAAUACAAAUAGACGAGGAAGAAUUUGGUCCUAAGUUACCGCCUGCAUCUGUAUCUAGUGAUCCUUUAAUGUCAAGUACUUACUCAUCAGGGAGUCUGAAUAAACCCACUAAGAAGCAGAAACAUAAAAAACACAAAGAAAAACACAAGCUAAAAAAGGAAUAUAAACACAAAAAGGAAAAGAAGAAAAAGCACAAAAAGCAAAAGCACAAAAGUAAACAAAAGAGUAGGAAAACAGAUGGCAAAAGCACAGAUGACAGCAGUGAAAGUCCCGAUGAUUCCGAGAACACAGGCGACAUAACACCCAGAGAACUUCUGAAGAGGUUAAAAAAUCUUCCUAUUCCUCACACAUAGAGAUAGGGGAGCUAUUAUUCUCUGAAUGGAUCCUCAAGUUUUCAAACCACAAUGCAAAACUUUCUGUAAAUAUAUUCCUGUACAAGAUCAUUAUUGUAAAUUUGUAUAUUCUAGAGAAACUAAUUUGUAUUAAAUAAAUUCAGGGCUUUGUUCU
Messenger RNA from Hyla sarda, 3022 nucleotides. It is a transcript of the gene GPATCH1, whose product is annotated as G-patch domain containing 1. The coding region runs from base 61 to 2868 and encodes 935 amino acids. The transcript is spliced from 20 exons. Gene Ontology annotation, biological process: mRNA processing. NCBI's taxonomy places the organism in Eukaryota, Metazoa, Chordata, Amphibia, Anura, Hylidae. Gene Ontology annotation, cellular component: nucleus. Gene Ontology annotation, molecular function: RNA binding. The record is from RefSeq and is a predicted model, not a curated record.